CCCCGCUGCCCUGCCGGAGCGCGCCGGGAGCGGCAGCGAUGAGCGGCGCGGAGCGGCCGGAGGGGAAGGAGGCGGCGGCCACGGGUGAUCCCGGGCGCUCGCUGGGUCCCAGUGAUGCGUCUCCAGAUGAAGGAGUCGUAGAAGAUCUGCCUUUAAUAGAUGAGAAAGCUGUGGAGCAGCUAACUGAAGGAUUGAUUUCCCACUAUCUGCCUGAUCUUCAGCGAUCAAAAUCAGCACUGCAGGAACUUACACAGAACCAAGUGGUACUGCUAGAAACAUUAGAACAAGAAAUUUCAAAAUUCAAAGAGUGUAACUCCAUUGUUGAUAUCAAUGCUUUGUUUUCAGAAGCUAAACACUAUCACAACAAAUUAGUGAAUAUUAGAAAUGAAAUGAUGAUGCUGCAUGAGAAGACAUCAAAGUUAAAAAAAAGAGCACUUAAGCUGCAGCAAAAGAGGCAGAAGGAAGAACUGGAACGAGAGCAGCAGCGUGAGAAGGAACUUGAAAGAGAGAAACAGUUAACAGCAAAACCUGCAAAGAGGACCUGAAAACAGGGCAUGCAACAACUUGUCUCAAUUAAUGAUUCCUACAUUCACUGGAAUUAAGGCAGACUUUGCUUAAAUUGGGCUAUAGCUGUUGCUAGCAACAGUAUACUCUAUGGUAUUAUAAAUUCCAGAAUGGUAAUAAUAGAGUUGGUAACAUUCACAUUUUUUAAUUUCAGCCAUUCAAGUUGCCUUCUUUUGUAAUGCUAUGCAGUUUGAUAUUAUAAUGUAAGUUAAUUUUUAUAUAUAUAUGUAUAUAGGAGAACUAGGCAUCAUAGUUUUAAGUACCUAUCCAUUUUUGUUUUCUUCUGUUCUUUCUGUGUUUAGAAUUCUGAGAGAUUUGAUGACUGGCACAUGUUUUUCAGACAAAAUGCAGAGAACUUCUUAAAGUUCAAUUCUUAUCACCAGACUUCAGUGGCUGCAGUUUCACUGAAAUUGCUUUGUUUCAUGUAGUUGGGAUCUGUCUUUGAUCAUAAAUACUGAUUUCUUGUGCCUUAGUUUGAUCCAUCUCUAAAGAACUGAAGAAAAUAGCAGUGUAUUUGCUUGAAAGUUCACUUCAUUGCAGCAAUCUUUUUUUUUCUUUUUUUUUGUCAUCAAGUAACUUAAGAACAGCUUUAAAGUAACUUCUGAAUAAAUUCCCAGUUGAAAUGAUUGGCAGGGGAGAAGCAGAACACUAAAGAUUGUCAAAAUGGAUGUGUGCACAGUGCAAAUAUUAAUGAAUAUGUGCUUCCACAAACAUUUAAGUCAAACCAGGAAACUGUUGCUUCUGUAAUGGUUUAUUAGGAAGACUUGUGUGGUCUAAGCAUAUUUUUGUGGGAUUAGAAGUUGUAAUUUCUUUAUCUUGUGUGACAAAAUAAAACAUAACCAAAACUAAAAUUUUCCACUUCAUGUGAAAUUCAGCCACCUGUAGGAAAAGUACUGCAUUUACUGUUUUUUCCUUAACAAAUGAAUCAUUUGCACUUCAGGGCUAUCUAAGAUACUUUUUAUAAAGAGUCCUCACCCAGAUUGAUGAUUAUUAGUGUGUACUGAUGAGAAAUUUGGAAGGGAGGUUGAUAUCCAGUUCUCUGAAUGUAAUUCCUGUCUUGCAGCACUUGGUGUGAACUCCCAUUCAAAUGAAUGUACAAAUUGUCUAGACUAGUGAAAGAGCUUUAAAUUAUUUGUUCCUAUAGUCUAACAAACUAGUUAUUUUAUAACUGUGUUUCUUUUCAAGUAUAUCUGUUUCUUUUUAAGUAAUAGUGUAAAUGAUGUGUUUUGAAGUAAGAUAAAGGGUAAGCUAUGUAAAGUUUUCCAUAAAAUAUGUAUAGGAAUGUAUCACAGGGGCACAGUCAGUUUUAUUUUCCUUCUGUUUUAGAUGACUCACACAGUGUGCACCUGCCUGGACUUUCUGUAUUGCCAUUUUCUGAAGUCCUAAUUUCCUGUUCUUAAUAUUUGACAUCUUUUUCUGUGAAAGAUGUACUCUAACAAGUACUCAGGCAUCAUGAAAAGUAAACUGGGAUAAUGUUUUGGGGCAAGGAGAACAAAAUACUUCAAGCAGUCUGAAGAGACACUGAAAUGCUUUCAGUGUAGCAGUAUUAGAUUAAAACUUUCCCCAGGUAUUUUUCCCUGAAGUUGACUCAUGGCUAUUAAUUGCUAGUGGAUUGUUGGCCUCUGCUGUGGUUUGUAUGUAUUUCUAAGAGAAAUGUAAAGAAUUUCCACAGUCCAUUUUUUUGGAGCAGAAUGUACAUAACUAAAUGUUGUCUAAGUAUUUUAUUUUGUAAUGUAAUUUCACAAUCAGAUUCUGGGAAUUAAAACUGUUCUCAUUAAACUAUAACAUGAAACUGGAUGCCUCAGUAUCCACAUCAGGAUUGAACUCCUUUGAUAUUUCUUGAUUUGUAUGCCCUCAUAUAGAAUCCAGUUGACUGUGUCAAGUCAUAUUCUCUUUCUCUGUCAAGAACUGUGUGGUUUUUUCCAAAGAACUGUGGUUUUUUUGGAUUUUGUUUUGUUUUGUUUCAAAAAAAAUCAUGGUUAUUUUAACUAAAACUAGAGAAUUCUAAGAAAUUCAUAGAAAUUGAUAUUUUGAACUUUGGUACAUUUCAGCACUUGAAAUAAUUUCUAAUUAAAGGAGUAAAAGCUGGCAGUGCUUACCUGAGGAAUCACAUGCACAUACAUAAAAAUGUAAUUGAUUAACUUUUCCUAUAAAAGCAUGGUAAGAUCUGGGUUUUCUAUGAAUAAGAACCUAAUUUUACUAAUUCACCUUUAUGUAAUAAAGGGGGGAAAUUAAUAAAAAUAUAUAGGAUGAAGUUUGUUCCAUUUACAUAA
Messenger RNA from Onychostruthus taczanowskii (white-rumped snowfinch), 2837 nucleotides. RefSeq names its product biogenesis of lysosomal organelles complex 1 subunit 6 (gene BLOC1S6). The record is from RefSeq and is a predicted model, not a curated record. Gene Ontology annotation, cellular component: transport vesicle; BLOC-1 complex; extrinsic component of membrane. NCBI's taxonomy places the organism in Eukaryota, Metazoa, Chordata, Aves, Passeriformes, Passeridae. The transcript is spliced from 5 exons. Bases 39 to 545 code for a protein of 168 amino acids. Gene Ontology annotation, biological process: intracellular transport.